Messenger RNA from Aaosphaeria arxii CBS 175.79, 1106 nucleotides. RefSeq names its product pyrroline-5-carboxylate reductase-like protein. The transcript is spliced from 2 exons. Gene Ontology annotation, biological process: L-proline biosynthetic process. Gene Ontology annotation, molecular function: pyrroline-5-carboxylate reductase activity. The record is from RefSeq and is a predicted model, not a curated record. Lineage: Eukaryota; Fungi; Ascomycota; Dothideomycetes; Pleosporales. Bases 89 to 1036 code for a protein of 315 amino acids.
GUCACUUUGGAACUUAAAAGGUCCCUCUACACUCCGCAAUUGAACCCCAGAUUUUCCAGAAUCAAACAGUCACACAAUUUACUACAACAUGUCUUCCUCAGAAGGUCUUACUUUCACCGUGCUCGGCUCAGGCACCAUGGGCAUCGCCAUCAUGGGCGGCGUCAUGGCCUCUCUCGCCAAAGCCAAAACGCAAUCUGCGCUCGCCGAUUCCUCCUCCACAGAUGACACUAAGCCCUCGCGUCUCCCCUCCAAAUUCGUCGCCUGCGACACCUGGAAGCCCGCUGAAGAGAAGGUCAAGGCCGCACUGGGACACUACAACUUCCCCCUCAAGACCCUCACAAACGACAACCUCACCGGUGCAAAGGAGGCCGACAUCCUCCUCCUUUCCUGCAAGCCCCAUGGCUUCCGGGACAUCUUGGGCGCAGAGGGCAUGAGGGAGGCCAUCGCUGGAAAGGUCCUCGUCUCCAUCCUCGCCGGCGUGACGAAGGAGCAGAUCGAAGAAUUCCUCUACCCAACAGGCAUCCCGGAGAACGCAUGCAGGGUCGUCAGAGUGAUGCCCAACACCGCUUCCUUUGUCGGCGAAUCCAUGAGCGUUAUUCAGUCUUCGGAUCCCCCUCUCUCGGACGAACAGUUCAAAUUGGUCAACUGGAUAUUCAACUCCAUCGGCCGCACUGUCACGUUGGCUCCCGCACAGAUGGACGCUUCGACCGCGCUGUGCGGCUCGGGUCCUGCUUUCUUUGCGUUGGUCCUUGAGGCUGCUGCUGAUGCAGGUGUUGCUAUGGGUCUGCCUAGGGCGGAGGCACAGUUAAUGGCCGCGCAGACCAUGCGUGGAGCAACUGGCUUGGUCCUAAACGGAGAACACCCCGCUGUUUUGAAGGACAAGGUCUCUACACCCGGAGGUUGCACCAUCGGUGGUUUGAUUGCCCUUGAAGAGGCUGGUGUGAGAGCUGGUAUCAGCAGGGCUAUCAGGGAGGCUACUGUUGUCGCAAGCCAGCUCGGACAGGGAGUCAAGAACGUCAAUGGAACAAGACACUAAAUCUAGAAAAUUUUUGAGUAAAAGUGUUAUUAGAUAUCCUAAAGAAAAUAAAAGAGAAUUAUAUGACAAA